AUGCAAGAGAUCGAGGCUGUAUACCAGACGACAGUAAGGCCAACUGUUCUUUGGUUGUGCAAGCUACUUGCUCUUCUCGCCUUGGGUGAACUCUAUACCAACCGCAGGAAGUUGAACGACGCACAGAUAAUCCCGGGGACGAACUACUAUCUCCAGGCCCUGCACAUGCUCCACGACACAUAUGAAGAAGCGACAUUAUUACAUGUCGAGGUCCUUAUAUUGAUAGUAAGUGCUUCGCAGUCACUGAAUCAACGACAUAUUGAUCAACGACAGGCAUGGUACUCAAACAGCUUGGGACGCAUCCGAUCCGCAUAUUCCUAUAGUGGCGUUGCCAUGAGGCUGGCAUUGAGCCUUGGGUUACAUAGAUCAGGAUCUGCUCCGGCCACAGCCACCGCAGUCGAACUUGAGAGUCGACGACGCACAUGGUGGAUGCUAUACUACUUCGAGCGAAUGUCAGCCUCCAAGCUCGGGCUACCCAUCACAGUACGGGACGAAGACAUAGACGUAGAGCUGCCUUCCAUGAACGGCCUCACGGAAGAGGAGCAACAGGAAUUUGCAGACCCCGCUCAUAUAUGUGCCAAUGUCAAGCUAGCUCGUAUCACAGGAAAUAUCUGUACGUCUGCCACUUCACUAACUUACAAGUCCAUGCUAACCAGACAGUAA
Aspergillus oryzae RIB40 is the source of this 663-nucleotide messenger RNA. RefSeq names its product fungal specific transcription factor domain-containing protein. The transcript has a single exon. Bases 1 to 663 code for a protein of 220 amino acids. Gene Ontology annotation, biological process: DNA-templated transcription. Lineage: Eukaryota; Fungi; Ascomycota; Eurotiomycetes; Eurotiales; Aspergillaceae. The record is from RefSeq and is a predicted model, not a curated record. Gene Ontology annotation, molecular function: DNA binding; zinc ion binding.